Molecule: messenger RNA, 788 nt
Organism: Arabidopsis arenosa
Lineage: Eukaryota; Viridiplantae; Streptophyta; Magnoliopsida; Brassicales; Brassicaceae
Source: the annotation of a GenBank genome assembly
GCAAGAACAACACUUUCUCUAAAAUCUCAAUUUCGAUUGAAUCAUGUCGGACGACGAGCACCACUUCGAAUCCAGCGACGCCGGAGCUUCGAAGACUUAUCCUCAACAAGCCGGUAACAUCCGUAAAGGUGGUCACAUCGUCAUCAAGGGUCGUCCCUGCAAGGUGGUUGAGGUAUCAACUUCAAAGACUGGGAAGCAUGGUCACGCCAAAUGUCACUUUGUUGCCAUUGAUAUCUUCACUUCUAAGAAGCUUGAAGAUAUUGUUCCUUCUUCCCACAAUUGUGAUGUUCCGCAUGUAAAUCGUGUUGAUUACCAGUUGAUUGAUAUCUCUGAAGAUGGCUUUGUUAGUCUUCUUACUGACAAUGGUAGCACUAAGGAUGAUCUGAAGCUGCCAACUGAUGAAGCUUUGCUCACACAGCUCAAGAAUGGAUUUGAUGAGGGCAAGGAUAUUGUUGUGUCUGUUAUGUCUGCAAUGGGAGAGGAACAGAUGUGUGCUCUCAAGGAAGUUGGUCCCAAGUAAUAAUAAGUAAGCAUUCUCUUUUACAGAGGCUAUGUAUCAUCAGUUUGACAGAGUCAAAUGUUUUAAGAACAAAGUUUGGUCUUUUUUUUAUUCUUCUUAGUAUAAUUUAAAGCCCAUAUGUGUUUCCAUGCAAGACACCAUUUUAUCUAUCUUACUAUUGGUUUUGGUUGUGGAGAAGUUACUGUUGACAGUUCCAAACCUCUACUUAUUAUACUCUUUAUGUGCUAUGUCAUAGUCUUAGAUUCUAAAAUAUAAGUCAUUUUGAUUG